AUGUUUUCUCUAUGCGUCAUUUUAUUUUUUGCAAUUCCAGGUGUUUCAUCAGAAGUUGAAAUAGGUAAUCAAUAUGAUCUUCAAACAUUAUAUAUAUCUACAAUUUUCAGCUUGUAACAGAAACAAUAAUCUAUCCCCAGAAAAAAAUUUGAGUGAGUCAAUCAGUGUUCCAACUGGCUGGAAUACUUCAUUAUCACCUCCAACUUAUUUAUCGAAUCAAGAUUGUCGUUGGGAUGUUCAAGUUCCCCAGGGAUAUUAUGCGUAUGUUAUUAUUAAUAGUCAAAUUGUGACUCCAUCAACAUUGAAAGUUGUUUAUCAAAAUGGUGUGAAUGAAGAUGUUCCACAAUCGGGUCAUGCAGAACCUUAUUUCAUGAUAGCUCCAAGUUUUAGUAUUAUACUAUCUGUAUCUAAUUCGACUGUAAAUUUAGGAUUUGUUAUUACUUAUGCUAAAAGUAAGUGUAAUUUUUUGAAACAUUGGUUAUGAAAUAUUUGUUUUCAGUGCCCGAGGUACAGAUGGAACAAUACAAUCUAUCAUCUUCAGCAAAUCCGGUUGUGUUAGCAAAUUUGAAUUCAACUCUAUUCACAUCGUCUGAUAGAGUUUCGCUAAUUGCAGCUGACACACAAUGGGCUGAUUUUGCCUCAUUUCUUCGGUGUUUCAUUGUUUUCGAUGGUCCAGAUACAAAUUCAACAUUGAUCGGGAACUUGAGACAAUUAGUCGAUAGCUAUAAUCAAUUUGUUUCAACUAAUAGCCAUAUGAGAAUUGUCAAUCUUUUUGCUGGCGUCGACUUGGGGACUAUGAUUGUGGCACAAAGUUAUUCCAGUUGGUUUUCUUGUAAAGGAAAUAUUUUUGAUAGUUAUUCAUUCAGAUGUUAAAAAUUUCAAUCAAUAUCGGUUAACAUCGUGCAGAAGCACUUCGUGUAAUGUUCAACUUGUUGCACAUGAAGGAACUUCAGCAGUUGUUACAAUUUCUAAUAACGAUAGAUAUCUAACAGGUUGCAGUUUAGCCGAAAAUUCAAAGUUGAAAAUAUAUUACGGAAAUAUAAAAGAUGAAAAUAUUGUUUAUACUUACAAGUAAGUGUUACUAAUAUUAAUGAGGUAUAUCAGAAAAAAAUUUAUUUCAGUUCAAAUAGCAGCGGUAUCCCACAAAAGUUGAAUAACUAUAUAACAACUUUCGCUUUAGAUUCAGGAUCUAGCCUUUUGAAAAUCUCAAGUUUUUCGCAAUCCGUCGAUUGGAAUUUGUCAUACGACAAAAGACAAGGCUUUAUCUCUUCUCCGAAAUUCAAUGAAUUAUCAACAAAUCAAGAUGUGACAGAAACAUUUGAUGGAAAUGAUUAUUAUAAUUAUACCACUAAAGUUAUCAACCACGGAAUAAUUGGAAAAGCAACGUUGCAAAUAACAACUUACGACAGCUCAAACAAAGUUGUCGAUGACAAAAUAUAUUCAACAGGCAAAUUGCCAUCCAGUGAUACUACUAUUCAACCAGGAAAAUCGUUCAGUAUUAUUUAUAAAUCAAAUGGAGAAAAUACAACAGGAGUUCUUGUCGAUUUCUCUAUUUCUACAACUGAAUCAUCUGCCAUGACAUGUUUUGUAUGGUUAUCAUUUGUUAUAACUCUAUUGCAUAUUUGA
This is a messenger RNA of Caenorhabditis angaria, 1626 nucleotides long. The record is from the annotation of a GenBank genome assembly. Lineage: Eukaryota; Metazoa; Nematoda; Chromadorea; Rhabditida; Rhabditidae.